GUUCUUUCUUAAAUUAGAGAUGAAAGGAAAGACUCUUAAGGCCUGUGAAGCAAUGUCCUCAGAUCUGGCCUGGUGGUGACAGGAGAUGAAGCUCAGCACAUGUGGAUGAGCCCUGGUUCUGGAGGACUAGGCUGGAGGGACAGUGGGAUUCUGGGCUGCACUUCUAGCAAGCAGCAGAGUCAGGAGUGGGGUUUGGGGGGGUGCUCCCAGACAAAGAGAUUCACAGCAGAGAUGCCUCAGUAAGCUGAACAUUUCUGGGGCCCUUGCCUUUCCAAGGCUGUUGUUUCUUAGGAAGAAUAGCAUAGGAGAGGCUGCCGGUGGGCGGAGCAUGAGCAUAGCACAUUAGGAAAAUGUCAAGAAAUCUGAAUAUUUUGCCCAGUUCAUAUGUGCUCAAAACCACAAUCAGUUUCUUAAGGCCGGUUUUCAACAUAACAAAUUUGGGAAGUAUUACUAUAACAAAAUGGCAGGAGGGGUGAUCACUUUAGAUAGCCCUGGGAAUCCCUUAGAAACUUGUCUCCCAAGAUGGGCUUUAAGUUCCUGGGAGCACCCAGAGGGCAUCUCACCUAUUUGCAUUUCCAGUGGAGCAGUACUGAAUGUCUUAAGCCCUGGGCUGAAGUGACUCCAGGGGCAUUAACAGGGCCACCUGCUCUUUUGAGUAAAGGGACAGCCCUGCUGCUCUGGAAAUGCCAGUUGCAGUGGCUAUGAAAAGGUCUGGUUACUCAGCUAUGAGCCUGUGUUUCAUUCUGACCAAUAGAAAACGCCUUGGGUGCCUUCUGGCUUCCACUAUGCAGUUUCACUUCCUGGACUGAGGGUGGGGUAGAGAGAGACAAGCAGUUCUCAAGUUUGCAGUAAGACACCAGAGCUGAGGCAGAAGCAGUCUGCUCAACAGGGGGCUGACUGGGAGCAGGCAUGAGCCCUGCACUUCAAACAAAGCAGCUAGGCAACCUCAGUGCUCCUGGGAAAGAAAUUCAGCUUGAAAUUGCAAAGGCUGCUGGAGGAAUGGCCGUCACUGUUGAUCUGGACACAGACUGUGCUCAACUGGUUCUAGAUGUAGGAGCUCUCACACUUGAGAAGAAUAGAAAGAAAAUGAAGAGCCAUCACCUCAGAAAACGGGAGAAUGAAAACAUCUCUCAAGCUGUGUGUGCUCUCCUGAACUCUGGAGGUGGGGUGAUCAAGGUUCAAAUUGAAAAUGAAGAUUAUAACCUCACCAGGGAUGGACUGGGACUGGAUUUGGAAGCCUCUCUUUGUAAAUGUCUGCCAUUUGUUAAUUGGCACCUAGAUGUCACGGAGGAUGGAGGCUACGUUUAUAUCUUUGUAAAAUCAUGGAGCCUGGAUGUCUUUGGGCUGCCGAUUGCCACCCUGAGAACCAAUUUGUACACCAGAAGCAUGUCAUCCUCGGUUGAAGUGAAUGCUGCUGCUGCUCUCGAGUUCCUCCAAGACCUGAAAGAAACUGGAGGGCGAUCCUGUGUGGGACUAGAGCUGCCUGCACACAGAGUCUGCCCUGGAGUAGAAGAAGAGAGUCACGUGGAGGACCUGGCUGCUGCAGUUUUUAACAAGACACAAUUUCAGCACCAGGAAGACUUCCCCUUCUCCAGAUCCACCUUUGUUGAAGUUACAUUGCUUUCUGGGAAACAGCUGCAGAAGCACAUUAAAGAGCUCAUCCCUCGACAAGUUUCUGCAUUUGCCAACACUGACGGGGGAUAUUUGUUCAUUGGUUUGGAUGGAAACGAACAGCAAAUCAUUGGUUUUGAAGCAGAGAGGAGUGAUCUUGAACAUCUAGAGAGUGAAAUAGACAAAUGCAUCCAACAGCUGCCUGUCACUCACUUCUGUGAGGAGCAGGAGAAGAUAAAGUACACAUGCAAAUUCAUCCCAGUCCACAGACCUGGAGCUGUGUGUUCCUAUGUCUGUGCACUCAGAGUGGAGAGAUUCUGCUGUGCUGUGUUCUCUGCAGAGCCCGAUUCCUGGCACGUGGAAGACAGCUGUGUGAAGAGGUUUACCACAGAGGAAUGGGUCAAGAGCAUGAUGGAUGGCCAACCAGGCUCUAGCACCAUUGGUGAAUGAGUUCACACAUGCCCACUGACUGGUCAUGUAUUAGCUGAUGCUCUUAAGGAACACCUGGAGCCUUCAACAACGCCAUCCUUCUGACCUGUCACAGCUGAAGCAUUUCAUGGCCACAAGUGGGUCAAGCCUGCCUGUCCCUGAAGCUGUCUAACUGUUGAGGAUUCCUCAGUAGAGGUCUGCUGUCAACGAACCAUUCCUUGCUGUGGACUUCAGUUGAGAAAAGAAAAGGCCUUCAUAGUUCAGGCUUUAGCCAAAUCUGCAGGACAUUUUCUUUCUUUCUUUCUUUCUUCUCUUCUUCUUCUUCUUCUUUUUCUUCUUCUUCUUCUUCUUCUUCUUCUUCUUCUUCUUCUUCUUCUUUCUCUUCUUCUCUUCUUUUCUUUCUUGUUUAACUUUUUAUUGGUUCUUUGGAAAUUACACCCCAAUUCACAUCAUCUUUCUAUCUCUCCUUAACUGCUCACUGCCUUUGCAACCUUCUUUGCAAAAGAAAACAACAACAACCAAUAAAUAAAUAAAUAAAACCCCCCAAAAAUCUAAAUAAAAAUUAAAAAUAAUCUUGCCAUGGGAGCCGUGGUGUGUCACACAGUAUAAUCUUUUGCUCAGAUAUCUUUACUUACAAAUGUUUGUUGCAGUGAGUUAUUGGUUGGGUUCGAGAGUUCCGGCUUCUACUACACUAUCAAUACUGGAUCCUCCUCUGCACCCCUUUCAGACAUCCUCUUUAUUGUAGUCCUGUGUCACAGACGUCCUGCAACUAUGCUUCUAAAGAUCAGCCCCUCACAUAUGCCAGCAGUUCAUGGAUGGGUAGAUGCUGGGGUGAGCCAACUCGAAACCCUGGACCUGGGACUGGGUGGUAGCUGAGAUGGUCAGCCCACCCACUCUCCUGCACCUGUGCACCAGGGCCAGCUCUCCACCACUGCCCUUGUGAGGGGUAGGGCCCGAUCACCUGAGUGCCACAGCUGGCAAGGGGUGGAGCCACCUUUCAGGCUCUGCUGCCCAGGACAUUUUCUAAACCAGUGAUUGAUAUGGGAGAGCCCAGAAUCUGCAUCAGCUCCUGCAUCCUGGUUCCUGCACUGUUUGAGUUUUUUUCCAGGCUUCCUUCAAUGCUGACUACACUGUGGAAAUGUAAGCCAAAUAAACCCUUUUCUCCAGAA
Messenger RNA from Peromyscus leucopus (white-footed mouse), 3209 nucleotides. Its product is annotated as schlafen family member 12-like. Lineage: Eukaryota; Metazoa; Chordata; Mammalia; Rodentia; Cricetidae. The record is from RefSeq and is a predicted model, not a curated record.